This is a messenger RNA of Hemiscyllium ocellatum (epaulette shark), 1392 nucleotides long. RefSeq names its product testis-specific serine/threonine-protein kinase 5-like. Lineage: Eukaryota; Metazoa; Chordata; Chondrichthyes; Orectolobiformes; Hemiscylliidae. The coding region runs from base 1 to 1392 and encodes 463 amino acids. Gene Ontology annotation, molecular function: ATP binding; protein serine/threonine kinase activity; tau-protein kinase activity. The record is from RefSeq and is a predicted model, not a curated record. Gene Ontology annotation, biological process: intracellular signal transduction; microtubule cytoskeleton organization; protein phosphorylation. Gene Ontology annotation, cellular component: cytoplasm. The transcript is spliced from 8 exons.
AUGGUCAAGUCUGGGUCACUGGUUAUGGAGGAAGCCAAGGUGGAUGAGAUGAGUGAGUGCAGGGAGAGGGGCUACCUGCUCACCAGGAAAAUCGGCACCGGUUCAUUCUCUCGAGUGUAUCUGGCAGUCCCAACCCAGGAUAAGAUCUGCUGCAAUUUCCGAUUGGCCGUUGGUCUCCGCAACAAGAAAGAGAAGAGGGUCGCCAUUAAGGUCAUCCCGAUCUGUCAGCGUCCGCAGCAGCAACAACACUCUCAACGGAGUCUGUCCCGGGAAAUCAACGCUCUGCUGACCACCUACAAACACCCGAACGUGAUCCAGCUGUAUGAGGCCUUCCGCUCUGUGAGUCGCCUCUACCUGGUGCUGGAAUUGGCCGUGAAGGGUGACCUGCUGAAGUAUAUUAACCGCCUGUCGGACCGGAGACUCUCUCUGGGACUACAGGAGGGGGAGGCCGCGCGCCUCUUCACCGAGCUGGUGGGAGCAGUCUCACACUGUCACAGCAAGAACAUCGUGCACAGAGAUUUGAAAUGUGAAAAUAUUUUACUUGACGAAAGAGGAUCCCUGAAGUUGACAGAUUUUGGCUUGGCUACCAGAUGCAGGAAGAACGGUUUGAUGAGCUCCUUCUGCGGCUCCAUGCCAUACACAGCCCCGGAGAUCCUCCAAGGCCAGAAAUAUAAGGGCGAACACGCCGACAUCUGGAGCAUGGGUGUCAUUCUUUAUGCUAUGGUGACUGGAAAACUUCCGUUUACUGAAUUUCAGCCAAGUAAACUGCUGGAGGAGAUUAAAUGUGGCAUCCUCUACAAUGAACGCUUGUCAACAGCCUGCCAGGAUCUGAUCAGUAAGAUGCUACAGUGGAAACCAGCAAACCGCCCCGCACUCAGCGAGGUCCUCACCCAUCCGUGGAUGCUACCUGCUGCAUCUAUUCUCUUCCGGAAGGUCCGGAUCUUCACGGCAGGUUCCUCAGAGAAGAAGCAACAUAAAGAAGUGACAGGCAAAGGAGGAGACCACCCCGUGAAGAGAAAUCCAAAGGGGAGGAACGUUCUCAUCAUCUGCAACUCGGGUGUGAACAAACUGAAGCUCAAAACGGAGGCAGCCAAGAGACAGGCCGACCCUGGUUGCAGCUCACCUCAGGGACGGCCAGACAAGCUCGCCAUCCCCCCGACCGCCAACACCGACAGAACGGUCCAACUCUUCACCCACACGCCGAAACCACCGGCCACCGCCAAACCCACGCGCAGUUUUAAGAGGCCCGUCUCUGCGUCACCGCAGAACUCAGAGCUGGCAAGGAAACUGCGAGGCCUACAGGACGCCGGUCCCUGUGUGCGCUUCUCCAGGUCCAGCCAGCGCCUCGCCUCAACGGCAGAGUCCCUGCCGCGACAGCUGAAAGGAUUCUAG